AUGGAGAACCAACACAUCGACUUUGACGGGGCCAUCUACGGCGUGGACGGUGCCUUUGACCCUUCCUUCGACCCGAACCGACAAACCUACAACUUCUCCCAGACGUGGCCGCUCCCAAUCUCACCCGGCAGCAUGACACAGCAACAACAGCAGCACGAUGGCAGCCAGCAGCAGCAGCAGCACUCGCACCACCAGCAUCAGCACCCGCACCAGCAACGCCGCAUCAACAACGCAGCCGCGUCUACCGCGCACAACUCGCACCCGAGCACGACGAGCAUGGCUCCUCUCCACAUGGGCCUCGGCUUUCCCGCGGCCAUGCAACCGAUGAACCCCAUGUUGGCCACUUGGAUGAACAUCAACACGGAUGGCUUUGGGCAGGAUAGCUACGGACAGGGCUCAAUGGGAAUGGGCACGGAGUUCAGCACAUACGGAGGGCCUCUGCAGACGUCGCCUGUCGAGUUCGGUAUCAACCCGCACAUGAUGAACUCCAUGUCCAUGGCGCCCAUGAACUUCAUGACCACAACCAGCAUGGACGGGCUACCCACCCUGACUACUGCGCCCUUUACAAUGCAAACGAUGAACGACUUCCAGCAAGAAUUCACUCACCUCGGCAGCGCGCCCGCCGAAUACACCGCUCACUCAAAUCCCAGCGUUGGCACUGGCUCACCUGGUGAGAACUGGAUGGAGAUCCGUUCGCUCUCAAGUAGCGACAACGGCUGGGUCGACGUCGGCCUCGGCCACGGUCACCGCAACUCGUACGACUACUCAGAUAGCUCUGCCAUCAUCUUCAACCCAGCCCAGUCACUUCACAUCCGCACCGGCUCGAAUUCGUCAAACUCGAACCACUCUGACGUGCCACCGUCAGCCCAUUCCUUCAGCAGUUUCGAGGAGAUACAGUUCCCCAUGCACUCUCCUCAAUCAGAGAACAACUUGGAGCUUGUACACUCGCAUAGCCACUCCCACUCCCACUCUGACAGCUGUAACCACACUCACGGGCUCCCGAUGAGCGAUCACGACUUCGCCAACUACAUCUCGCCUACCCAGUCCGUCAGCCCGCCCAUGGCACGCGUCGAGCCCAUUGUCAUAAAACAAUCCUCGUCAAAUACCGCGUCGCCGACCUCGUCAGCCGUCAGCUCACCGCCGGCUCGUCGCAGGAAAUCACCCGCGACCGCGACCGCGACAGGAUCGAAGCCUGCCAAGACCAUUGUCAAGAAGACACCCGCUCACACCACCAAGAAGGACGCCACGGGCGAGAAGCGCGUCGGCAGGAGAAGGGGACCUCUCAGGCCUGAUCAGCGACAGCAAGCUCACGAGAUCCGCAAGCUUCGCGCAUGCCUGAGGUGUAAGUUCCUCAAGAAGACUUGCGACAAGGGCGACCCGUGCGCUGGUUGCCAGCCAUCCCACGCGCGUCUCUGGCAGGUCCCGUGCACGCGUAUCGACAUCAAGGAUAUUGCCUACUUCAUGAAGGACUGGAAGGCCGACUACGAGCGUCACGUCAGCCUUGGUUUCUCUAUCGGCAACAUCAAGGGCUUCUCGACAUCGGAGCGUUUGAUCUACGUUACCCACGGCUACGGCCACUACCUCCCCAUUAUGGCCCGCGACGUCUACGUCCGUGAUGAGAAGUGCUUUGGUGUUGACUGGCACGAGACCCUCAACGGUCUCCACUUCGAGAUCAACACCGCCAAGCUGUCCGCCGGCAUGGAGGGCAUCUCCCGCGCUAUGCUCUCUGACUACCUUGACCGCCACAUUGACGGUGGUUUCGAGCAGUUUGUUGAUGAGUACUUUGAGGGCACCUACUUUGUCACCGAGUUGUUGAAGACUGCCUACCGCUUCUACACUCGCGAGAAGCUUCCCGUCAUCCGUAAGGCGCUCAAGCUUGUCCUAGCCUACAACCUGACUCUCCACGUCACCAUGAUUGAGGGUCUCGGCGAUGAGGACAACACGCCUGGUAAGGUCGAGGACCAACAGUCCAAGUUCUCUGGCAAGACCAUCGCACCUGUCAUGAUCAACUUCCAGGUCAAGUGUGCUCUUGCCGACAUGUGGCGUGAGCUGCAGAAGGAUGUUCUUGAGGAGCUCUCUUCGCUCUACCAGUCGGUCUACAGUGGCGACAAGUUGAAGAACUGGCCCACCAUCUUCAUGCUCGCUGCUAUCCUCCUCGCUGUCUGGGAGCUGAUCCAGUUCGACUGCAACUACCGCGUCCCCGACGUCGGUGCCGUCAACAAGUUCUGUGGUGAGAUGGAGGGCACUCCUGUUGGUGUCAUUGUUGGUCUCUUCUCGGCCAUCUCACAGAAGCUUCCUUCUUUCACCGAGUGGGAUUCGAGGAAACACCACCACCUCCUCGCCUCUAACCCUGCGGUCUGCGAUGCCAUGACCGAGGUCCGCGCGCACGUCACUAAAUAUGAAACGUACCUCCGUUCAAGAAGUGACUGCAAGUUCGAUCGUACCGACUUCGACUCAUUGUCGAACAAGUUCCUCUCGAAACUUGUCAUCAGGGCCAACUAA
This is a messenger RNA of Alternaria rosae, 2502 nucleotides long. RefSeq lists its product as uncharacterized. The record is from RefSeq and is a predicted model, not a curated record. The coding region runs from base 1 to 2502 and encodes 833 amino acids. Gene Ontology annotation, biological process: regulation of DNA-templated transcription. The transcript has 2 exons. Gene Ontology annotation, molecular function: zinc ion binding; DNA-binding transcription factor activity, RNA polymerase II-specific. NCBI's taxonomy places the organism in Eukaryota, Fungi, Ascomycota, Dothideomycetes, Pleosporales, Pleosporaceae.